GUUUGCGCUCUGGGCGAUCUUGGACUCUUGUUCCCGCCCUAAUUGCACAGCUGUUAAACCGCGAAACUGUGAGAAACAGUGAGAAACUUAGGUGCUGUUUAGGUGCCUAUCGUGAUGUAGCUCAUUGAUUGAGUUUCCCCCCAUUAUUUGACGAUCAUCUUCGAUACCAGAAACUUUUUCGCGGCAGGUUGCGUGAGCAACACGUGUAACUCAGAAAUGUCAUCUACUUCGCAUUUAGAGACUUCUUGUGAAUCUGGAAGUACGAGCGAAGAAGCUCAAGGCCCUCAGGAUAAUCGAAAGGGUUCGUGUGUCUCUAAGCCAAAAAUGGGAGAUCGUUUCAGUGUUCCACAGUUAGUAAGAGUGGGUUCUGUCAAAGAAAAUGAUGCAUUUUCUCGAAAAUGUCAGGGUUUGGACGGCGUCAAAAACCAUGAAGCUACUCCUUUAAGCGAAGUGCGUGAGGAAGUUAAAGCCAGAGAAUGCGAACACGAAGCUUCGUUUGACAAUUUAGCUGAUUGUGAAUCAGGUCUUCAGGUUAUACCAGCCGGAGACGGGCAGAAUAGGGAAACGUUUGCUGAAAAAGAAAAUAGUUUAGUUAACGGAAAUUCAAAAACAGAACAUGUAAGUAAAUCAAAGGAGGAACCGGGAAGCCUUGAAGAUAAUGAGGAACUAUUCACUGAGAGUUGUGACAGUAUCAGCUGCAUAACUACCACAAAUGUUUUUGAGAAUGAUCUUAAUCUGGUAAAAAAUAAGUCAGAUAUUGGAUGUAGAGAAAAGAAUGAAUAUGAGGUGCCGAAAAAUGAACAUAAUGUUGAUCCUAUUUGUAAUGAAACUAUUGACAGUGUUUCAGAUAAAUGUAGCCAGGAUAACAGUAAUGUAUCACCGGAAGUUGGAAAAACAAAUGGGAAUAAAGACAUUGAUAUUAUGUGCAUCGAUAAACAAACUAGUAAAAAAGAUAUGCCAUUUCAUUCUAAGUAUUGGAAUUCUUGCACGAGAGAAAAUAAUCUGCAUAAUGAAGCCCAAAACGAAAAUUCAAAAUCAGAAUAUGAAAGUGAAUCAAAGGAACUGGGAAGCCUUGAAGAUGAAGAGGAAGUAUCCACUGAGAGUUGUGACAGUAUCAGCUGCAUAACUACCACAAAUGUGUUUCAGAAUGAUUCUAAUCUGGUAAAAAAUAAGUCAAAUAUUGGAUGUAGAGCAGAGAAUGAAAAUGUGGAGCAGAAAAAUGAGCACUCUGUAGAUCCUAUUGGUAAUGAAGCUGUUGACAGGGUUUCAGAUAAAUGUAGCCAGGAUAACAGUAACGUAUCACCGGAAGUUGAAAAAACAAAUGGGAAGAGAGACAUUAACAUUAUGUGUAUUGAAAACAAAACUAGUAAAAAAGCAUUUCAUUCUCAGAAUUGGAAUUCUUGCGAGGGAGAAAAUAAUGGGAAUAAUGAAGUUGAUUCGGAAAGGCCUGAUAGUAUUGAAAUUACUCCUGUAAAGCAGGAAAACGAACAGAAUAAAACUCCCCCCAAUUUAAAAAAUGGAAAGGAGGGUGGAUCUGCAGAUACUGUCAUUGCUCCUAUUGAAGGUUCCUCUGAUAUUAUUCAUCAAUCUCCGGAUGGCCUAGAGCAACAAAUUGAUAAUGAACCAACGAACAAAAACUAUAUGAAAAAUGAAGGUCAAGAGCCUGCUAAAAUUAAUAUGGUUUCAAUAUCUGCAGAUAAAUUUCACAGUAAUCAUGAGCAUCACGAAAUGGGUGGAAUUGAUAACACAUGUCAACACAGUGAAAUUGAGAGCAAGUCUCCAUCUUCACAAGAUGUGAAAUGUGAACUCUCUCAUAGUGAAAGUGAUAUAAACAUUAAAAUGAGAUAUCAAGAAAAUGUAAACAAAGAACACCCUGGAAGGUUGCCUGUCCUUACUGAACUCAAUAUGGAACUAAGCCCAAAUUGUGCAAAAUUACUGACCAAGGAACAUAAUGGUUAUUCCUCUGACAACUCUUCAACCAAAAUGUCUCCUAUAUUUCAGCGAGGCUUAUUUCCUCGAAUUGCUAUAAGGGAUUCAGGUAGUCUUGCAUCAAAAAAAUUAAGAAAGCAAUUAUUUACAGAAAAAGAAAAGACAGAAAAAAGAGAUCUGCAAGAAAGAGAUAAGGUCUGUGAUUCCACAAAUGAUAUAAAAUUAAAAUGUGCACAAGUUAACCUUGUGAAAAUGAAUGCACGUAUGUUGUCAAAAUAUAAUGUACAUUUUCCUUCUCCCCACUUGGGUGGUUCCGAAGGUAGAAAAUUAAACUGUGUUUCAUUAUCGUGCGAUGGAAAAUCAUCGGCCAAUGAAAAAAGAAAUAAUUUGGAUCACAAAAAAGGAUGUCAGGUUGACAGUGCAAAAUCCUUGGGAGGUCAACAUAAAAGAAAUGCCAAGUUUUCCCCUGAUAAAGAUACUGAUCAAAUUGUUGAAAGGAGUAUAUCUGUGUGUAUCUUUGAUAAUACAUUGUGUUCUCAACCUCCGGUGAAGAGCAGGAAAGCUAAUUCAAGAGCAAGCUGUGGUAAAUCGUCUCUGGAAAUCAUUUCAAAUAAUCUAAAAGGAAGUGAUAAUACUUUACAUGUUGGUAUGGAAAUUAAAAGAGAGUCCAAAAAAAGAGACUCUACACUUGCAUUCACUCCUACAAAAAAGCAAAAGCAAUCAGAAAUGAAGGUGGCAAGAGUUAAUAUUAUGAAAAUUGAUGAUUUACUUCUUUUGAAAUAUGGAUAUGAUUCUAAGGGUUUGAAAAUUGAUACACAUUCACCAUCAGUCAGUUCUUUUAAAGGCAACUCUUUAAAAACAAUUGAAAAUAAUGUUUUGAAUAGUCCAGUUCAUUCAAUUCAUACAGCAUCCUUGGAGUCCUUGAAAGAUGAUAAAAAAGAAAUGAAUGAUGCCAUCAAAAAAUCUAUGACUAUGCAUCAAAGUACUAACUCUCAAAAUGCCAGAAAAAGCUUGAAUAUUAAAGAUGUAACUUUGUCCAACCGUGUUGUGUCAAAGAACACCUUUGGCACAGAAAAAAUGACCGCAAAAACUAAAUGUUCUCUUGGAAAGGGGAGUGGGAAUUUCAAAAUACCUCAAGUUCUUAUAAAGAGAAUCAACAAAGAAUCUCUUUUUAAUGAUAUUUUAUCAAAAAAAUCUUGUGAUUUGAAUUGUUCUAAAAAAAGUUUUAAAGUAAAAGGUUCUUUCAAAAAGACUGAGUUGGAUGGGAAAAUUCCCCAGACAAUUGUGAAGAGAAAAGAAAAUGCUGCUCUUUCUGGUCCGAUUUUAAUUAAGAGAUCUCAGAGUAAAACUAAGACAAUAACUAAAAAGAAAAAUUCUAUUAAGGAUAAGUAUAAAUUGAAAACUGCUCAAGUAAUCUUGAAAAAUAUAAACAAUUCACCCCUUUCAAGUUAUAUUUUGUCAGAGUACUUACCGACUAAAAGAGAGAGCAGUGUUAGUGUUUCAAAAACAAAAUUCCACAUUCAAUCGACAGAAAUUCUGCAGAAGAGAUCAUUACCAAAGAAACAAAUUAUCUCUCAGUCUAAGAACUAUGAAGGUGUCGAUAGUCAAAAUGAAGUGGCCAACAAAGCAAGUUUGUGCAAAGGGGAUGCAGAGGACAAUUCCAAAGAAAACUUGUGUCUUAAUGGUGAUUUAAAGCGCUUGAAAGAUGUGACCGUAAAUUUGUAUAAACUUGAGACUAUGUUUCGGCCAAAGGUUUGAUUGUCUAAACAUGUGUUGACUUCAUAGUGUGCUUGUGUUGAAAGUUGUUACUUUUUUGUUGAGAAGUAUUUAAUCAUUAAUGAUGGCUUGUGCAUAUUAUUUUUUUCAAUUGUGUAUAUUUUAAAUCGAGAAUACUGUUGACUUGAAAAAUUAUAUUUUGCAAGUAAUGUUUUAAGAUGUUCCUUUAUAGUUUUGGUAAUAACAAAAGUUACUUCGAACUCUUCAGUAAUAUUGCACAUCGUCCAAAAUGUUGGUAACAUUUAGUUUCCUGAAGCAAUUUCCUGCCACAUUGUAAAGGAAAUUAUACAUUUUGAAAGUUUAAAGGAGUGUUUGCUCUUAAUGCAGAAAUUGAACAGAAAUGAUGUACCUUGCAUGUUGCAUAUAUUUGUAUUUUGUUAUUAUCCGUGGUCUACAUAUUACUUUACAAACCAUUUGUUAUUAUUUUGUACUGCUGAAUUAUUUAAUGUGUGACAAUGUUGAAUAACAACUAAAAAGUUAUCUCGAAAGAGACUUUUAAAUUACUUAACUUGUCACAAUUAUAUCAAAUGUACCUUACUAAUAUUAUUUUUUUGAAAGUGGAUAUUCCUAAAAUCUAGAAGACUUUUUUAAUUCCAUAAUUCAUUGUCCAUCAUGAAUGUAGAAAAAUGUUCAUGGAGAGGUAAAGCAUUUAAUGUCAAUGAACAAAGGCAUUUGUUCACAAUUUUUUUUACCAGCAUAUGCCAAAUUAUUUUCAGUAGUGUUAAUUCAGAAUUGCACUAUUCUGUUGUAGUUUUAGUGUCUGUCAUGAUGUAAUUUUGUUAUUUUUUGCUUUAAGAUUACUUCAACGAAAUGAUUAGAUCAGCAGCUUUGCUUUUGAAGGAGAAAGACGACUGUACUAAUAUAUUUAAAAAGUAACAACGUUACUGAUGUGAAUAUAAGACUAGGUCUCCCAUGCUUAUUUCACAUAGCUUUGGGAUUUUUACAAGUUAAAAGUUUUGUUAUGUUAUUAUUUGAUUAUUUCUUCUUGUUCUCUAGUCAUAAGCUUGGUUGCAUUUAGUGUAUUGUAAAAUAAUAAUUUUGCGUUUGGUUAUAUUUCUGUUUUUGAAAUAAAUGUGAAAUUUUCAGCAUUUACAGCUAAUUUGCUUUGUGUUUUAUUUUUUAAAUGUGUAAGUUGAGUAUAUUUUUAAAGGUGAAAUUGUUAAAAUGUUAAGACCAUUUGUACGAUUUUAAUACUUGUAAAACUUGAAACAUGCUGAUAAAGUUUGCAAAUGUUAUUGUCAUCAUUUCUAAUAAAAUUUGAUACCUGCACACAUGUUUCGCUUGUAAUAAGUAGUGGCUGGAAGUUUACCAAAAUGCCUUUUUCCUAUUGUUACUAUUUUUGUUUUUUAACAACAGGAAUAACUUAAAUGUACUUCUGGGGUUCUUUGAGUAGAUUUUUAUCUUGCCUUUUUCUUCAUUAUUUUAUUUUUUCUCCUGACAUUCAUCGCGCACAAGUUGUAUAUACUAUAUCUGCAAGCCUGGAGAACUCGAAGGCACAGUUGUGUUUUGCCUUUGUGUGGAAGCAGACGCUGUGAUCAAAAUCUAAAUGAAAAAGCAAGAUGAUGGCAAUCAUGAUCUUUGAUUUUUUCAUUGAUGUCAUCAGGCAUUGUUUGCCCAUGAGCAAUCCUAUUC
Messenger RNA from Gryllus bimaculatus (two-spotted cricket), 5337 nucleotides. The record is from the annotation of a GenBank genome assembly. Lineage: Eukaryota; Metazoa; Arthropoda; Insecta; Orthoptera; Gryllidae.